AUGACUCGGGACGUAGAGCACGGCACCCCAGAAGAGCUCAUCACUGAGCUUCCUGACCGGCCACAGAGACCUCUGACCACGCGCGAAAAACUCGCCGCUACGACCUACACAGUACAGUCUCGCAAUGGAAGCAGCGAUCACGAGAAAGGCCACCCUCCGGCACUCCAUCAAGACAAUGGGAUUUUCGCCCGCCUUCGACAUUUCGAAGCGACAAUGGACAAAAAAUUGGGAGUCGAAUCCGAAGCUAUAGACCGGAAACGACCCGAAGAUCGCAAGCCUCAACCCUGGCACGCUCAACUCAACAUGGCAUUGAUCUGGGCCUCCGGAACGAUGAACAUCUCAUGUUUCGCUACGGGAUUUUUGGGGUGGGAGUUUGGGUUGGAUUUGAAGCAGAGUAUUCUUAUUACCGUCUUUGCUUCGAUCCUGGGAGCUUCGGUUUCCGGGUUCUGUGCUACUAUGGGCCCUGCGACGGGUUUGAGACAGAUUUCGAUUGGGAGAUACAGUCUGGGGUGGUAUCCGAAUAAGAUCAUUGCGGCUUUGAAUACGAUUCAGCAGUUGGGGUGGAGUGCUGUGGGGUGUAUUACUGGGGGGUUGGCGUUGACGGCGGUUUCGAAUGGGGGGGUUAGUAUUGUGGUGGGGAUUAUUAUUAUUGCGGUUUGCAGUUUGGUGGUGAGUUUCAUUGGACUUCGGGCGAUUCUGGUUUAUGAGAAAUAUGCCUGGCUGGUGUACUUCAUCAUCUUCAUGAUUGUCUUCGGCAUGACGGGACCUUAUGCCGACAACUCGACUCCUUCUUCCCUCACAGGUCUGGACUUCAGCGGGACGGUGCUCAGCCUGCUCGCGAUCGUCUACGGCUCUUCAGCCAGUUGGGCAACAAUUGCUUCGGAUUACUACGUGCACUACGCCGUGAACGUGAGCAGGGUCAAAGUCUUCCUGAUGACCACCUUCGGCAUCGCCAUUCCAACUAGCAUCGGCAUGGUCUCGGGCUGCGUCGUCAGCUCCGCCCUCAACAACCGCCCAGAGUGGAAAGACGCUUACAAAAAUUCUGGAUUGGGCUACCUCAUCGAAGACAUGCUGCACCCCAAAGGUUUCGCCAAGUUCAUCCUCGUCUUACUCGUGCUCUCAGGCAUCAACAUGAACAUCAUGAACACCUACAGCGCGGCAUUAUCCUGUCAACAACUUUCUCGACCUUUUGCCAAAGUCCCCCGCUUCAUCUGGACGAUUCUGUGUUUUGGGGUGAUUGUGGCACUUGCUCUUGCGGGCAGGAAUCAUCUCCUCACGUAUCUGCAGAAUUUCUUGUCUCUGCUCGGAUACUGGUGUACGUCUUAUUUUGUGAUCGUGUUCUCCGAGCAUUACUUUUUCCGAAAAGGUGAUUUCGACAAUUACGAUCUCGCAGGCUGGAAUGAUCCGAAUCGAGUUCCGCUUGGGAUUGCCGGAGGCACUGCUUUCGCUUUGGGCGUGGUUGCUUGGGUUAUGGGUAUGGUUGAGACGUGGUAUGUUGGCCCACUGGGCAAGCUUAUUGGGUCCAGCGGUGGCGAUAUUGCCAAUCAGUUGGCUUUUGUUGUUACUGCUUUUACCUACGUGCCGGUGAGAGUCCUCGAGCUGAAGUAUAUCGGACGAUAG
Messenger RNA from Pseudocercospora fijiensis CIRAD86, 1620 nucleotides. RefSeq lists its product as uncharacterized. Gene Ontology annotation, molecular function: transmembrane transporter activity. Gene Ontology annotation, cellular component: plasma membrane; fungal-type vacuole membrane. The transcript is spliced from 2 exons. Bases 1 to 1620 code for a protein of 539 amino acids. NCBI's taxonomy places the organism in Eukaryota, Fungi, Ascomycota, Dothideomycetes, Mycosphaerellales, Mycosphaerellaceae. Gene Ontology annotation, biological process: transmembrane transport. The record is from RefSeq and is a predicted model, not a curated record.